AUGGCAGCAGUAAUCAAUAAUCAGCCUUCUAAAUCUUAUGACUUCAGCAGCAUCUUUAUGAAUCAGCAGGACAUCAAAUCGUCCUUUAGAAAUCUCUAACUGCAGCAAGACAGAUUCGAGAAGAACCUGCAUAAAUCUCACGACAAGUACUUCAAGACGCUUAUUAAGGAGAAAAAAAAGAAAGAUGAUAAUAUGAUAACAAGUGAGAACUUUAAUGGCUUUAGCAAUAACUACAGUGGUGCUGACAACAAGAACAUUUUGACUAACUCAAAGAUCGCCAAGAAUCACUCGAUUGAGUACAUGAAUUAAAAGGAUAACAACUUUGAGGGAAAUGUGCUCAUUGAAAACCAGCUGACAUUUAUAGAAGUUGAUGACUUCAAGAAGCAUAAACUAUAGCAGCAGUUGCAAUUUCAGCUACAGUUGCAUUAAUUCAUGAAACGAAAACUUCCAGGGAAUCUAAAUGAAAAGAAUAAUGAUACAAGCAGUCCAUUCAAAGGAAGAGCUUCAAUAGUGCAUCAUAGUGGAGGUCUAAACAUCGCUAAUGCGUUUUCAGGAAUGGACGAAGUAACAUAUAUGAUGAAGUUUAAAGAAUAGAUACUUGAGCCUGAAGAAAGAGCACUAUUCAUCAGAGAAGACUACAACUCAGAGGAAUUACAUAUUGCGAGAGAUUUGCUAUGCGAUUAGAAAAAUGAUUUGAGGAGCGUUAAAAUUCACGAGUUUAGAAGGUAUAUGCGCAAUGAUUAGAUCCUUGAGCAUACUGCCAGAUACCUUUAUGAUUCUAUUCUGUUUAAAGAGCAAUCAGAUUUCAGUUUGAAUAACAGUAUUCUUUCAAGAAAUCAGCAUUUUCAAACCAACAUGAAUGAGAUAAAGGAUCUACUGAAAACUAUGGAUAAGUACCUCUUUGUAAUGUUUCGCAAUCAAGAGAUCACACUUGAUUAAUUGAAGGCUAGACUUGCUGAGAAAAAUCUUGGGGUUAAGUAUACAGUGUUAGAUGACUUGAGGGAUACUCUUUAGCCUGAGAUAUUGGAAGGAGUCUCUGACGAAGUUUUUCAUAAGCUUUAUAAAACAGAAAAGGACUUGGAUGGGAAAAUUAUUGUCCCUCUAAAGGAGAUGCAAAAAGACUUGCAGCCAUGGUAAACAGAUAAUCAUUGUCUAAGAUCGCUGUUUUAUGAGAAAAAGAAGGACUUCGUGCCUGUUAACUUUAGUUUAGCCUCAUAAUCUCCAUUGAAAAAGCACAGUAUUUUAGAAGCUAAAAAGAGAAAUGAGGAUAGUAGGGUUCAAAGAAGAAAUGAUUAAAGCCGAAUAAGAGACAAUAAAAGUUAAAAUGACAAUACAUCUAAGACUAGGAUGCAAACAAAUUAAGUAGUCAUAAAAUCGAGAAAUAAAAAUGAGGACUUUAAGAAAAACAAUACUACUAAUAAUGUUCUUAUGAACUAAACUCAAGGGAGCACAUAAAGUCAUAGUAGUGCUUAAAAAGGUGUUACUAUAAGAAGUCCUGCUAAGUUUCAAGGAAGAGACUAUAAGUAAUUUCUCAGUCAAAUGACAAAAAAGAUUAAGAUAGAACUAAAGAAAGAAGUUAGUGAUAGGGAUAAUAGAUAAAAGAGAGAAAUUCUGAAAGAGUAUUAAAGCACUACUCUGGAAAAUUACUAGCCAAACCUUAUUGAUUAAGUUCUCAAUUAGCAUUCUUAAUCUAUCUCACCCUCAAAACUCAAAAACUUCAACUCUGACAUAAAUCAAAGCAAUAAGAAGUCUUAUGCCAUCAAAUCCAUAAGAGACAAACUUAACCAGGAAGGCUAGAGAGUUUAAGGUAUGCUAUUCUUAAAAUAACUAGAGCUUGAAGGAAAGGGCCAAGUUGUGUGGGAGAAGUCUACACUUAAAAUUAUGAGAUAAAUUGAGGAGGAAAAGCAUAAGAUGGAGCAUACCGACUAUGAAAAAGCUCUCAAACCUCGAAAGCCAAGACCAAAGGAACUAAUCAGAAGUUCUCCAUAAAAAUAGAAUAAAACAUAUGCAGUUGUAAAACGUACCACAGACUCUUAAGGAAAUAGGGAAUCAUCAAGAGAAUCUCAAGCUAACAUAUCAAGCUAGGACAUCUCUGUUUCACCUAUUAAAUAACUAGGGGGAAAGUCUCAUUCUCUAAUAAAAAUUGAAGAAGAGUCAAUCUCAUAAGGUGAACGCACUAAUAUACCAUCAAAGUUAAAGAUCCAUGCCCAUAUCAUUCAUAAUAAAUCUCAAAUGAGGAACGAAACUAUGGAAAUCUAUGAAAGCAGCCAUAGUACUUUACUAGCUGAUCAAUCGAAUAAAAUUCUUCUCUAGCGCAAAAAUCAGCAAUAAAAUUACAAUAGCUAGCCUUUGAACUAGAAUAAUUACAUGAUAAAUAGUCAAUAUAUUAAGAACCAAAAUGAUAACAGCACUGGCAAAGAUAGUUACAAUUUCAUGGAAACAGGAGCCUCUACUAGUAAGCUGGUCAAGGAUGGUGGCAAAUUUCACAUAUACAAUACCUAGGUAAGUCUAUUAAAUAAUCGAAAUGAGAAGAAUUUGACUACUGCUACUAGCAUAACCAAUGAUGAACAUCUAAUAUCUAACAUAAACUCAAACAGGUCAUUGCUAUUAAGAAAUCCUCCUAAGAACUAUUAACCAAUAAAUCAAUCUCUUAAUCAUAGCAACACCUAUAAUUAGUAGAGUGCUGGAUUAAACAUGCUAAACAAUUCAAGUAAUAAUUGCCUCAGAUACUCAAGCAACUACUCUUUUACUAAUGAUUAAGAUAGCUAUCCGAACCUAAAAAAUGCAUUCCCGCUAAGAAAUCAGAGUUAAAACUAGCUUAAAAAAGGCUAGAAUAUUUUCAAAUAAAAAGCCUUUUAAAAAAAUGCAAAUAUAUUAGUAGAUCGAAAGCCUUAAACUGCUGAGGAGGGGUAUAGGAACCCACAUAGGUAGAAUAGAAAUCUGAAGGAAUUUCGUAUAACCUAGAGACUUGCUGAUGUUCUAGUCUCUAAUGACAUUCCAUUGUAGUUGAAUUAAGAGUAGGACUACAGACAGCAGGAGAUAAAAACAGACUUUAAGCAGCUUAAUCAGCGUCUCAAUCCCAAUGAGACUCAAAAAACUAUCUACUCACAAAAUAGCAAUAAUAAUUUUGACAAAACAGUCUCGACAGGCAGCUUGAAUUUUUAUCAUAUUCCAGUUGCAAAUUUUGAAAAUCAGCAGAUACAAUAAAGACUUGAGCAAUCUUAAUAGAAAAACAGCUAGAAGGAGUUAUUAGAUUAGGAUUAAUAUAACUAGAGAUAAUAUAUUGAUAAAAAUUCUCUUGGAAUUAUAACUGGAUCAGCAGGAAUAGCUAAUGAUUAAAGCAUAAUAAUUGAAAAUUCUGAGAUGAAUGGGUCUGUGGAUGAGGGGUAGCUGAUGAAAAACAAAUUUAUGAUAAGCAGGUUUAAAAGAAAAGAAUUACAAUGCUCACUUAAGAAAAGUAGAUUAUAUUGA
This is a messenger RNA of Stylonychia lemnae, 3471 nucleotides long. The record is from the annotation of a GenBank genome assembly. NCBI's taxonomy places the organism in Eukaryota, Ciliophora, Spirotrichea, Sporadotrichida, Oxytrichidae.